Messenger RNA from Phodopus roborovskii (desert hamster), 3694 nucleotides. RefSeq names its product spermatogenesis-associated protein 31D3. Bases 41 to 3694 code for a protein of 1217 amino acids. The record is from RefSeq and is a predicted model, not a curated record. Lineage: Eukaryota; Metazoa; Chordata; Mammalia; Rodentia; Cricetidae. The transcript is spliced from 5 exons.
CUCAGAAUCAGUCACCUCAGUCAGCCAUGCUGUUUACACUAUGGAGAACAUUCUCUCAUCUCUCAAUAGCCUCGCUGAGACAUGGCUGGCCUUUGGCCCAGCUCCCUGUCAUGUAGACCUCAACUACUCCCUACUGAGUGGGCUGGGGCUGCUGCUUCUGAGCACCUGCUACCUGCUACUGAAAGUGGUUUUACCCUCACUGUGGAAAAAGGAAUGCACCCAAAAGCUACAGGAGAAAGCCAAGGAAGCCAGGGAAUCACUUAAAGGUGGGAGAACUGGUCGGAGAGACACCGAGGAGGGCAGGAGGCUGCAGAGAACCCUGCAAAGUCCCCUGGGCAAACCAUAUCCAGACUCCCUCUGCAAUGAAGCACAGUUAGUUCUCCAACCAGAAGCGCCCCUGUCUCUUGUGGAGAGCCCCAGGGAGCUGUCCGCCAAUGUCCCAACAGCCAAAGGCACCAUCUCUAAAGGGCUGGCUGUGUCAGCAUCCUUCCAGUCCUGGUCCAGUGCCAAAGACCAGACCCUGACUAAGUUUCCACACACUCGUAACCAACAGCCUGUAGACCCCCAUGCCGCCCAAGCCUCAGAUCAGAGACUUACAAAGACCCACACUGUAGAGCCCGGAAACAAUUUGUCUCCCACCCCGGAUGUCCUGGCACUCUUCAAAAGGCAAGAGCAAACGGAGACGGAUUUCACCGCAUCUGAACAUAGGAAAGAGGAAACAGAAUCCUUUUCAAUGCCACCAAACAAUUCAGGAAAAAUCUCAGCGUCAAUUGCCGGCCCAAAGAACUUGGAAGUCUCCCUCCCUUUGGGUAAUGAAAAAGACAAUGCAGGGGACCCUCUCCUACUCCAGCAGCUCUCUUACCCCAAGACCUCUGAGGACCAGUCAGACAUCAAGGAUACCCAGCUCUUCUGGGGCCUCCCUUCUCUACACAGCGAGUCCCUGAAACGCGAGGCUGAGACCUCAGUUAACAGUAGCUCAGUACGUGCUGAUUUCAACAGAAUGGCUAAGGCUUCCACAGGCAAUGAAUCUCCUGCCAGCACUCAGCCCAUACAGCUGCCCUUGCCUGAGAGAGACCAACAGGUCUGGCUACAAACAUUGCCCGAAUCUCAGACAAAGCCCGACUCUCUCACCACGUCUGAGGCCCCUCAACCCCAAAUCCAAAGCCCACCACCUUCUCCUCUACCCCAGUUUAGGGACUGUGGGGUGCACUUUCAUGGACCCCCGGAUGAGGCACAGCCUCUCAGACCAUCUGAAAUUCGCCAGCUGGAAUACAACGUAUUACAAAAAUCACUGGAAAGUUUGUUGGGUUUACCCACGGUGACCCAAAGAUCCCAACAAAGUUUUUGCCCCCCACCUCCUAAGUUAUCCAUGAUCAGAAAGUCAUUCAAGUUCAGUGAUCCCAAGUCCAUCCUGCCUGGAGACUACCCCCUGGAUGAAGAAGUCCGGAGGACAUUGGAGCACCACCUCCGAAAGAGACUCAUCCAGCAUCUAUGGGGGCUGCCGCACAGGGUCCGGCAGUCCCUGUCACUCAUGAGUCCUCAGCCAGAGCCUCCUGAGCUCCUUGAGCCACAGAGAAGCCGUGGGCCCUCGGGGAUCUCUCCAAAUAAGCACAAUGCCAGCAGACACCCAUCAGGAGUCAGCCAAUCUGAAAGUUUCCCCAAAAAGAUCUCGGAAACUCACCCUCAAAAGGAGAAAGACAUGGAAGUUCAGAGACAUGAUCCAGAGGUAGACCAAAAAGACCAUCUCCAGAGAGACUUCCAUGGGGCUACAACAGGCAGGGAACAUUCUGAGUCUGAGACAGACCCGGAACUUCAGCCCGGGAAUCUGUCCGGAAAGUUUGCAAAGCCUUCAUUGGUAAAGCAGUGCCGGAAAAACAGUGAAACCCUCCUACGAGGACAUCUGAGCAGAACAAAAGAAAUGAGCGACAGCAACAUCCCUGCCACUGAAGACAGAGUGCAACAUUGUAUCAACAUGCUCCAGCCCCCACCCCAGACACCGCACGGCCAGGUGAGACGGCUGGCCCCUUUGGCAGGUGAGAAGGACACAUUGAAACAGAGUUUAUCACUCAGACCUAGCAAAGAAAAGAUGUUGGAAGAACACAUUAAAACCUUUGCCGGGAAGAUGACACUUGAUGUUCCCCAAAGAGUUGAGGAAUCCUUAGAGUCCUACAAGACAAAAGUGGAGCCAUCACAUUCUCUCUCUCAGUUCUGCCUUCCCCCGGACGCCGCCGUUUCUGCCGUGGAUUCUGCCCAGCCCUCCAGGUUCCUGCAAAGCAACACUAGUAGAAACAGGAUGGGGACACUGAAUUUCAUGCCCAUCCAAGAAACGCCCCUCCCUGUUUCCAGGCCUGUGAGACAGAUGAGGCCGGCCUCCAAGAACAAGCUGUUUGUAGACAAAGACCUUAGCACAGCUCAAAGUGGCAGAGAGCCUACCCAGCCCUGGACACCCGGUGUGGUGGACAAAGGCAGCCGGCAGCAGUCUGGAUCAGACAAUAGACAUAGCUCAGAGCUGCCCAUGAGGCCAGAUGGGCCAACAGAUGAGAGACUGGCUUCCAGAACCAGCACCCAGGGGCCUCAGGGGGAAAGGAUAAGCAGGAAAGAUGGUUCCAUGGCUGAGGGGUCCACGGAGCUACUCAAGAGAGAGCAGCUCCGUGGUCUUCACCCACAGUCCACUGAGACCUUGACAGCCACCCAAGACACAUGUCAACCCCUGCAGAGAAUGUCAGUUCCCCACAACCCUGGAACAUCUGUCUAUAAAAGUCAGGUGUCCAGAGGAGCCGUAUUGCGCUCAGAGAGCAGGCUACCCAGGCAGGCAGCAGGCCAGCCUGAUGUGGCCCCAGCCUCAGGAGAAAUGACUUCCAAACGCCAGGGCCCCUCCGGUGGGGACAUGGUGUCUUCUCAGGUGCUGCGGGUGCACUUGCCCACUGCGGGAGUCAGCAUGGAGCCAAGGCAGGGUCCCUGGCUCCCUGUACAUGUGUCAGGCAAGUGUCAGAACAAGGAGUGUCCCCCGGCUGCCAGGAGAGUGUCUCCCCUGGCAGCUGAGGCAGGAAAAUUUGGUGGAGGGGAUGCAGGCUUAGGGACGUCCCAAACCAGAGGGAAGAGGCACUCUGUUCAGGCCAGGGCACCAGAGGAAACACGUGGACACACAUCUUCGCCGGCACUGUCACGUAAGGGGCAGCCUCCGCAGGACCAAUUCAGCAGCCCGGCGAAGUGCUUCUUGCAGUGGAUGUCCCCUGGAAGAAAACACAAAGGGCAGGAAAGGUCCCUGGCCAAGGCCAGCUCCCCCUCACCAUCUGUGAAGGGCACAAGCCUCGUCAAAAAGAGAUGUGAGUUUUAUGGGAACAUUGAAGCUCCAAAGAGUGUGAGAGACCCUGGGGUGAUCCUCAGGAAACCACUGGGGCACAGGCAUGGGACAGUCACCCCCUGUCCCCAGGCACCUGUGCCUCCCCCCCUCCUGGGGUCUGCAGAAACUCAGCAGGAGGUGCAACAGCUGGCUCAGGUAAAGGCUGUCCAGAGGUAUCACUCCCGCUGCCAAUCUGCCCGCUCUCAAGUGCAAAGGGCUGAGUCCUGCAGCCCAGGACAAGGGCAGAGCGCCCCUGAGAGGUGUGGCGUUGCAGGAAGAGCGGAGAUGAUGGGGAUCUCCCCCAGCGGUGCUUCACAGGGAGCCCGAGUCCCGCCCAAGUCCUAUCUGUAG